AUGUCGUUGUCCAACGGCGAAUUGCGUCGUCGAUACCCCAAUUUGGAACACCAAUACGUACCCGAAGAGACCAGCAAACAGUCGCGCCUUCUAUACAUCUACCACUCGGGUGUUGAUGAAGAACAAACGGCCCUCAAAGUUGCGUCUGAGUACAUCGAAUGGUUCCGCAACGCCGGCUGCAAGACCUUCGCGAUCCGCGUUGGAUACAUCCAUCUAGAACACAGGCCCGGGUGGGCUAUUUUCAUGCAACUCACGAAGCCGGAAGAAGGGUAUGGCGAGAACUGGCUCGCCGAGCUAAAGGCGAAGCCACGGAAGGACAGCGAGUUUGCUUCCGGCCAGAUUCCGGCGGAGGGGUUUUUUGAGAAGACCAACAUACGUUUCGUGCUUGGCCCAUUGCCCCUCAUGAGGAAAUACACCCAUCUGAUCUUCUACAAGGAUGUUCCUUUUCUGAUCUCCAAGCAUGUCCGAAUGCACGGUGAUGAGGCCUCCUGGGCUUUGCUGUGGGAUAUGCUUAACAAGGGCCUCCGCGGGGAGCCAGAUGCUCUUGAUAAGGCUUUGACUGCUCGAAUGGUAGAAUUUAUGAGGGAGCGCCAGUUGACGUGGGCGGAGAUGAAGCCCCGAUUUGAAGAACUCCUGCCCCGAGUUGAGGAGAUUUUUUAA
Molecule: messenger RNA, 660 nt
Organism: Aspergillus mulundensis
Lineage: Eukaryota; Fungi; Ascomycota; Eurotiomycetes; Eurotiales; Aspergillaceae
Exons: 1
Coding region: 1-660 (219 amino acids)
Source: RefSeq, a predicted model, not a curated record